GAUUUGCAUUAAGUGGAGAGUUCUAACUGUAAUUGGGUAAUUACUACUGAAAGUAGCAAGAUGGCAGCAAACCCUCCAGGUCAAGCGGCUCUUGUACACUGAAUUUGGCUCUUGGUUGCCAAGCUGUGCAUCUGGGAGCAUACUGAAGGUCCAAAGAGGCACAGUUCUGCAAGUGAGAACAAAAGAUGAGAGGAGAUCUUAGCCAUCAAGAAUAGAUAACAAGAGCUCGAGACCAUAAAGAAACACAAAACAAAGACUGGUGCUGCUGCUGAUGAUGAUAUACUCAUGCACAAAGAUGGGAACAAAGAAGGUUUUCAGAAUAAAAAUAGGGUUGCAAUCUUGGCAGAACUAGACAAGGAGAAGAGAAAAUUACUUAUGCAAAACCAGUCUUCCACAAAUCACCCUGGAGCCAGAGUUCUGCAGCCAUUCUGCCAAACAUCUGAUCUUCCCAUCAUGAAGAAUAUGGACCCAUGCAUUGCUCUUACAAGAUCUUCCCUGAACAAGGAUUUCCGGGAUCAUGCGGAGCAGCAGCACAUAGCGGCACAGCAAAAAGCAGCAUUACAGCAUGCACAUGCACAUUCUUCAGGAUAUUUCAUAACCCAAGACUCUGCAUUUGGAAAUCUUAUUCUUCCUGUCUUACCUCGACUAGAGUCGGAAUGAGGGCUGUUCAUUCUCAGAAUGAAGGAGAUGAAUAUGUUGUCCAUUGUCGAAGCUGCCAUCUUUCAGAACUACUUUAUAUGAUUUGGAAAACAGAUUGUGAGCUGUUUAAAAAACAACUGUUUUUUUUGUUUUUUUAAACAUUUGACCUUUUUAUUUUAAAAAAGCCUGUUUCAUUCUGGAUUCAUAUGCUUGUCUUCCAUGGUUGAGUCUGGCUUCACCUGAGAAGAGGUGCUGUAGAUUAUUAUGGAACUGACAGUAUUCUUCUUUACUUAAUUUCUUUUGUCAGCUCAGUCAGAGUAAUACUGUUUGCCUGACAUAUCAUUCCUACAUUUUAUUUUUCUGAUUUCCUCUCUUCUUUCAUUCAGUUGGAAGGAAGGACGCCCCACCCAGAAUUUGAGAGGUUUGUUCUAAUCUGCAUUUCUAAAGUAUCUGUCAUAGUAUCUAUGUACUGUACUUGACCUUAAUGAAAGCAGACAAAGUCAUCUUUGUCUAUCCUAAGACAGACAUGGAUUCAGUAGAUAGAUCAGUCACUUUCAUUCGCUCUGUGCAGGAACAUUAUUAGUGCACCCUAAUGUUUUUUAUGUUUAGUCUUUGUAACAGUAUCCUGGUUUCCCAGGUAGUUAGAGAUACUAUGUGCCAGUAUCUCAGUUUGAGUAUAUAAAACCUAAUUAUUAACCUUGUGAACAAAUAAUCUUGUUUGUGUCUAAUUAUCCUCCUCUUUCCUAGUGAUAUGGGGUAAAAAUUCCCAAAGCAUUUAAGUCCCAUGAAACUUAUCAUAAGUUACUUAGGCACUUUUGAAAUUGUUACCCAUAAAAGUUCAAGAUCUGCCCUCGAAUUCAAAAUGUCACGCUUUUAGGGUUUUAUUAUUCUUUCAGUGCCUUUGAAAGUGUGUGUUUGUGCUGCUCAAGUCAAAGUUUAGAUUCUGUCUCUGUAAAUUCUUUUCCAGGCUCAUUUCAAUUCUGGCAUCCCAUUUCAGCACUAGGUUGAAGCUUGGCAUACCAAGUCUACUGGUUGGAUAAAUUAUUUUGGAAGCCGAACAAUAC
This is a messenger RNA of Emys orbicularis (European pond turtle), 1703 nucleotides long. It is a transcript of the gene INIP, whose product is annotated as INTS3 and NABP interacting protein. Gene Ontology annotation, cellular component: nucleoplasm; nucleus; SOSS complex. Gene Ontology annotation, biological process: DNA repair. The transcript is spliced from 7 exons. Lineage: Eukaryota; Metazoa; Chordata; Testudines; Emydidae. The coding region runs from base 286 to 660 and encodes 124 amino acids. The record is from RefSeq and is a predicted model, not a curated record.